Juglans regia (Persian walnut) is the source of this 708-nucleotide messenger RNA. RefSeq lists its product as uncharacterized. NCBI's taxonomy places the organism in Eukaryota, Viridiplantae, Streptophyta, Magnoliopsida, Fagales, Juglandaceae. Gene Ontology annotation, molecular function: RNA-DNA hybrid ribonuclease activity; nucleic acid binding. The record is from RefSeq and is a predicted model, not a curated record. The transcript has 4 exons. Bases 1 to 708 code for a protein of 235 amino acids.
AUGGUAUUAAGGGAAGGUACUCAUUUGGAAGCGAUAGUGGACACUCUCAUUGAUCAAGAGACCAAAGGGUGGAAGAUACAAGAUCAAAGCAACAACAGUCUUGGGGAAAGCUCGAGCAUUACAGAUCAGAAGAAAAUGUGGAAAAUGCUUUGGGAGAUGCAGCAUCUGACUUCAGAUAUGGACUUUUUGGAUGUGAUUACAUUUGUUCUAGAUAGAGGAACCAAUUCAGACUUCACUAUGAGCUCCUCAACUCAAAUUGCUAAAAGAAUGUGCUACUGGGAACCUCCUCCAAGGGGUUUUCUCAAGUUGAAUGUUGAUGGAGCCAUGUUUUUAAAUUUGAGAAAAGCUGGUGUGGGUGUGGUAGUUCGAGACAACAAAGGAAAACUGGUGAUGGCUGCAAGCAAGAUGGGAAAUGAGGUUGACGAUCCAACUACCAUUGAGUUGAUGGCUUUACUACGAGGAUUACAGCUUUGUGUCCAUUUGGGCUUUUCAAAAAUUGUUGUUGAAAGUGAUUGUAUGUUGAUGGUUCAAGAGUUGAAAGAUGAUCAAGAUUCAUUCUCAACAAAUGUUAAUCUUAUUAAGGAAGCAAAGAGUUUGCUACAGCAUUUUCAGGAGGUUGAAAUCCAACAUGUACAUUGCAUGGGGAAUGAGGUAGCACAUAGAUUAGCUUGUUAUUCUUGGAAUGUUGAUAAUAUUUCCAUGUGGUAG